AUGUGCUGCAGGCACUGGUUAGAAACGGAGGCUAAGAAGUUUCUCAAUCUUCCUGAUGUAGAAAGAAUCAGACGCAUUGGGAGACAUACGGAUGAAAAGUUGGAUGCGAUACUCAUAAUGCUUGGCAUUAAUGAUUCUAUUCAUGAUGCAAAAGAAGGGGUCACCAAACAAGAAAGGCCAUAUGAAUUGGAGGAGCCAAACAUUAAUUACUUCCUGAAUCCUGUAGAGGCAAAAAAUGAAUAUGUGACUGUAAUGGUUGAGCCUGAUAGGGUGACCUUACUCUCUGCUGAAAGAAAAGGGAUUAGAGCAUGGGAUAAAAUUACUACGUGCUUUAGUGGUGGAACAGUGUUUCCUGCUCUAUGGAGUCACAAUGUUGUUGUGCUUGAUCUCAGCUGUGGAUUUGUUCAUAUAGACACCUUACUGGAACUGUAUGGUAGUAGUACUUCGAAACCAGUUGAUGUUGGAAUCACUGUCGGGAAAAACUUUGUUCCAAGUUUCAUGAAUAACCUUGAGGCUACAGAUAACUUGUCUACUCUACCUGGAAUUGGUGUAUGCGGUGAAGCUGAGAUUGAAAAGAAUACUAUUUUAGAAGGUGAUAUUCUUCCUUUAGAAAUGAAUGAUUCGGUUAAAGGAGCAACUGUUUUUAGAGGUGGAACAAUGCUGUCAAGAAUGAUGGUUUGGAUUCAGUUGGCCACUUGUUUCAGAGGUGGUACCACAUGUUUUGAAGGUUAUAGGGGACACCCGAUGUUCCUUGAUGAAGUGACCUUCAUUUGGAUGAUCACUUGGCAUACUUUGGUAGUUUCAGUUGUGAGAAUGGACAUGGUCAUGUUCCUGAUGAUUGGCGCUGUCAUAAUUAAAGGUUUCAACAGUGAAUUGAUAGUUGUUCUGACCAUUUGGAUGCGCUUAUAG
Molecule: messenger RNA, 909 nt
Organism: Oldenlandia corymbosa var. corymbosa
Lineage: Eukaryota; Viridiplantae; Streptophyta; Magnoliopsida; Gentianales; Rubiaceae
Source: the annotation of a GenBank genome assembly